Messenger RNA from Eutrema salsugineum, 1099 nucleotides. Its product is annotated as ribosomal RNA small subunit methyltransferase E. Gene Ontology annotation, molecular function: rRNA (uridine-N3-)-methyltransferase activity. Lineage: Eukaryota; Viridiplantae; Streptophyta; Magnoliopsida; Brassicales; Brassicaceae. The record is from RefSeq and is a predicted model, not a curated record. Gene Ontology annotation, biological process: rRNA base methylation.
AAUGAGAGCCCUGACGGCUGCACGGCCACUGUUUUCCGAUUUCCGAGUCAUGUUCGCUCCAUGGUUUCCACGUUCAAGCUCAAGGCGUUCCUCUGCUCUCGUCUCUCCGUCGGAUUUGGACCUUCGGAAUCAAUCUCGCGGUGGUCUCCCUCGAUUCUUCUCCGAUGAUCUUCCUUCUCGCAAGGGUGGAAUUGUCCGUGUCCAAGGCUCUGAGUUUUGGCACAUGGCUAAAGUUCUAAGACUAAAACCAGAUGACAGGGUAGAACUCUUUAAUGGCAAAGGAGGUUUGGUAGAAGGUUGUAUUCAAAGCAUAGACAAAACUGGAGUUGAUUUUAUGGCACAAGAAGAUCAGAAAAUGAUUCUUCCUCAGGGCAUGCAGUGGCAGGUGUUUGCAGCUUUUGGCACUCUGAAGGGUGGUCGAGCAGACUGGCUAAUUGAGAAAUGUACAGAACUCGGAGCGAGUAGUGUCACACCACUUUUAACAGAAAGAUCUUCCAUAAUCUCUGAAAACCGGGUUGAUAGAUUGGAGCGCGUUAGUUUUGCUGCUGCUAAGCAAUGCCAAAGGCUACAUCAGAUGGUACUGAACCCUCCAAUCAAAUUUGGUACCCUCUUGGAUCAUAUUUCCAAGUCAAAGUUAUGUUUGGUUGCUACAGCGGAAGCUACACCUCUUCUCAAUGCAGUAAAAUCCUCGGCAAAAGAAUCCAGCGGAAUAUUAAUUGUUGGACCGGAAGGCGACUUCACCAAAAAAGAGGUGGAGUUGAUGUUGGAAGCAGGCGGCACAGCGGUUGGACUUGGGCCACACCGGUUGCGAGUUGAGACCGCAACCAUUGCUCUUCUGGCAACUCUAGUGAUGUGGUCUGACUCUCAAGAGACAGUCUAAAUGGUGGCUGGGCUUAAGUGUUUAUUGCCUUUAGGCCUUGUCUUGUGUUCUGAGAUUUUGGUUGAGUUAGUUCUCUGAAUUUUAUUGAUAGAUAAAGAGAAAAACAGAAAAGAUUAUGAAUAUUAUAUCCAUAGAGGUUUGAUAUAUCGACCGUCUCGCUUUACACUAUGAUAUAUCUGUUUCUUUACACUAUGAGAUGUGUAACAGUCCAUCAAUAAA